AUGGCCAUUCUUUCACGAAGCCUCUGGGCUGUUGCUCAGCUUGCUCUCAGUGCAUCGGCAGCUUCAUUUCCUCCGACACCUGAAGGCUUGACGAUCGUCAAGUCAGAGAAGUUUGCAGGUGUUUCAAUCUCUUAUAAAGAGACUACAAUAUGCGAGACCAGCGAAGGUGUCAAAGGCUACAGCGGUUAUGUGCACCUCCCACCAGCACCAGAAUAUAACCGCAACUACACAAGUAAUAUGUGGUUUUGGUUUUUCGAAGCUCGUAACAGUUCCAAUGAAGCUCCCCUCUCCGUCUGGCUUCAGGGUGGCCCUGGCGUGCCCUCUAUUACGGCAGCCCUCGGCGAGAACGGACCCUGCAAGGUCCUCGACGACUCCAGGUCGACGGAGAACAACCCAUGGUCUUGGAACGACAAGGUCAACAUGCUGUACCUCGACCAGCCGAUCCAAGUCGGCUUCUCGUAUGAUACACUUACGAAUGGCACAAUCGAUCUGGUGAAGACGCCCUUUAACUUCGAGCCCGCAGACUUCUCGGAUGGUGUCCCGGAGACGAACCUGACGUUCCUCACCGGCACAUUCGGCUCGAAAGACAAGAGCAAAGCGUGGAACACAACCAUAGCCGGUGCUCCCGUCAUGUGGGAGUUUAUGCAGGCCUGGAUCCAAGAAUUCCCGGAAUACAAGUCCCCCACCAACAGCAUCAGCUUCUGGGGAGAGUCGUACGGCGGACACUACGUUCCCGCGUACGCAAACUACUUCGCCGAGCAAAACGAGCGCCUCGCCGCUAAGAAUUGCACUUCGGAAGCCGAGAUCCAGAUCCCUAUCGACACCGUCGGCCUGGUGAAUGCCUGCAUCGACCACAGCAUCCAAACCCCCUUCUAUCCAGAGUUUGCUUUCAACAAUACCUACGGGAUCCAAGCCAUCAACGAAUCCUACUACCAAUCCGCCAUCGCAGCUUUGCCGACCUGCCGCAACCUCAGCGCGACCUGCGUGACUCUCGCAGACGCGCACGACCCACAGGGCUACGGAAACGUGGCCGAAGUCAACAAAGCCUGCCUCACAGCUUACUCGUACUGCUUCGCCGCCCUGCACGACGGUUACAACGCAAGCGUCAACUACUUCGACAUCGCCGCGCCCAAGUACCCCAUCGCGUUCCCCUCCAAGACCCCCGCCGGGUACCUCAACAGCGCAGAGGUGCAGGCCGCGCUCGGCGUCCCGCUCAACUUCACCGGAAACUCGGUACCCAUCUCGGAGGGCUUCUAUAUGACGGGCGACUUCGUCCGCGGCCACGGGCUCGCUGCGCUGCGCAACUUGCUCCACAAAGGCGCCAACGUCGCCCUCGUCUAUGGCGACAGAGACUACCAGUGCAACUGGCUGGGCGGUGAGGCUAUCAGCGAAGCCCUCGCCGACGGCGCCACGGGCUUUUCCUCCGCAGGCUACGCCCCCAUCGCGACCAACGCCUCCUACUCCGGCGGCCUAGUGCGACAAGCCGGCAAGCUGUCCUUCUCCCGUGUCUUCCAGGCCGGCCACGAGGUGCCGUACUACCAGCCCGAGACCGCGCUCGCCAUCUUCAACCGCGUGAUGUUUGGCGCGGACGUCGCCACAGGCACAGUGGAGGCGGAAGGGUAUGUGUCUGCGGGGGAGGUGUCUGCGUGGAGCGAGAGCGAGAUGCCGCCGGCGGAGGAGGCGGCGAAGUGCUAUGUGUGGGACAUCAUGGAGACGUGUACGAAGGAUGAGACGGCGGUGUUGGCGAGUGGGAAGGCGGUGACGGAGGAUUUCAUGCUCGUCGGAAAGGUGGAGUAG
Molecule: messenger RNA, 1797 nt
Organism: Paraphaeosphaeria sporulosa
Lineage: Eukaryota; Fungi; Ascomycota; Dothideomycetes; Pleosporales; Didymosphaeriaceae
Product: alpha/beta-hydrolase
Exons: 3
Coding region: 1-1797 (598 amino acids)
Biological process (GO): proteolysis
Cellular component (GO): fungal-type vacuole
Molecular function (GO): serine-type carboxypeptidase activity
Source: RefSeq, a predicted model, not a curated record